Oikopleura dioica is the source of this 498-nucleotide messenger RNA. Lineage: Eukaryota; Metazoa; Chordata; Appendicularia; Copelata; Oikopleuridae. The record is from the annotation of a GenBank genome assembly.
AUGACGGAAAACGACAGCGGGACGGGAUGGUCGAUUUUAGGCUCGGAUUCAGAAGAAGAAAUGGAAUACAAGCCCGACUACGUGACCCACCUCUACGCUCUCCAGCAGAACAAUGGAUACGUAGACCUUCAAUGCUCAGAUCGUCGAACAAUAAAGGAACGCCACAUUCAAGGCGUUCACAUUGCUACUGUCCAAGCGACAACUUCCAGAUGCGUUUUUAGCCCAAAAGUGCAGCAAGCAAAGCCGGUUACGAAUAUCCUCAGACCUGUCAAGUUCAGUCGUAUUCCUGUAAACUCGUCAAAAACUCCGACUCCAAAGUCAAAACGCGGGCGCGCUACUCUCCUCAAUCCUGGCGACAAAGUCCGAUUAAUGUUCGACUCCUUCCAGAAAAACCACUCCCCCGUUCAAAGCCCGAAUCAGAUAAAAGUCAGCACUGCCGAAAAGACAGCCAAGAUCUCCAACGAAAAGACUUCUUCAUCCGAAAGCCCCCUUUUUUAA